This is a messenger RNA of Haliotis rubra (blacklip abalone), 2253 nucleotides long. RefSeq lists its product as uncharacterized. The record is from RefSeq and is a predicted model, not a curated record. The transcript has 3 exons. NCBI's taxonomy places the organism in Eukaryota, Metazoa, Mollusca, Gastropoda, Lepetellida, Haliotidae. The coding region runs from base 547 to 2253 and encodes 568 amino acids.
AGAAGCAGAAUUGAAGAAGGUCAAAGACCAACAGAUGACAGUGACACAGAGAGUGGGGAAUGUACACCAGCAGAGUGCAGGAGGAAGCACAACGAUGAGGACACGUCACGAGAUGGGGAACACGUGGAACCUGCAGGUGUUGCCACGGACAACCCUCAAGGAACAACUGAAGGAGCAGGCACAGAGGAUGCAGAAAACAGGGAUGUUGAUGAAGAGAGUGAUGGACUUAGUGAUGGCACAGACGAGGAAGAAGGGGAUGGGAUACAGGACAUAUUACAACUUGGAGCAGGUGCUGUAGCAGUCAAAUUCCAGACUGUUCAUCAACAGUCAUAUCAGCUUGUAGGUAAAGUCACACAGUACAACCUUAUACAAGUACAGCAGCAGUUUGGAGAUGUGACAGUGAAGGGAGGCAAGAAUCUGAACAUUGGCGGGACUCAGAAUGUUGGUACAACUCCGACCAACAAAGAGGAAGAGGAGAUACCACUGACUGCAGCACAGAAGAUCAGGAAAAGGACGGCAUCCAGGAUAGAGUCAUGGACGAAAGACAUGGUGGAGACACACGUCCUCAGUAAAGUAAAAGAGAAGCUGGACAGAGGAGCGACAUGGGUGACAAUUAAAGGAAGACCAGGAGAGGGGAAGUCCACAAUAGCCUACAUGGCUCUCAGAGAUCUACACAGUCAGGGGAGACAGGUAUACCAAGUGGUGUCACCAGAAGAGUUCAAUGAGGUCCUAAAGGCCUGUCCUAAUCCUGUCAUUAUGUUAGAUGACAUAUUUGGUGAUCUAGAAUUCGACACUGCAGAAUGGGCCAAGUGGAGACCAAGUCUCAGACCUAUUUUGGAUGUUAAACACCCUGACACAUAUGAUGAAGAUGAUGUUUUAGACAUUUCUACCAAAACUGAAAAGGUAUCAGAGAGUACAAAAGUUGAUCAAACACAGGUGAAACGAACAAGUCCAAACAAAGACAAAUUAGUCAUUAUUCUCAUAGGCCGUGACUAUGUGCUGAAAUCCUCACUGGCAGAUUUGGGAAGGCUGGCAGAUUACAUUUCCAGUCCCAUAUACGUGGUGGAAGUUUCCUCACGGAGAGCGUCUUAUGAGCGGAGGAAGAUAUGGCGUGUUCACGCUGAAACCAAAAACAUAGACAUCGAAGAGUCAACUGUGUCUCGGAUAUGUGAAGCAGACUGUCCACACGGCUUCCCCCAUGUCUGUAAAAUGUUUGUCGCAGCAUAUGAAAAGGAUUGGACUCUCAAUCAAAUGCAAAUGUUUUUUCAAGCGCCACUGACUUUCCUCAAAGAGACUUUGGAUAAAUUUCUUAAAGACAAGAUCAAGCGUUCACUGUUCAUGGCUAUGAUGAACAGAGAUGGGAAGAUUAGUGGACAAGAAAUGGAGGCGGAUGAUCGCCUCGGUUAUGAAGGUAGAGAAGCUGCUGAUGAUUUGGUUGGAUCUUACCUCAAGACGGAAGAGGACACCUACAUGUUUGAUCAUCCGUCUAUAUAUGACAGCGUUUCCUUUAUUCUCAGUACAAAACAGCCAAAGUUUGUCAUCGAAAUUUGUAGUUUGUCCUUCAUUAAUCAGCGACUUCGUCUUGCACCCUCCACAGAAAGAAAGAAAAAGAUUGCAAACAUCCCAUGGACUUAUGCUAUACAUUUAUCCAGAAGAUUUGCAACUGAAAUUAAACAGAGGAAUCUGUUACAUGUUUUAUCACACCAGGCAUUUUGUAAUGCAGAUUUUGUCCUCUUGUUAAUGGACUACCUGAAGACCCAGUUUCACAUGCGUGUAUCUGAUAUUGUGAAACUAACUGAUAACUCAUCCAACAAGUCAUUUUGUGAAUUACUUUCCAGCAACAAGUCACAUCAUCUCAUCAAAUAUAUCAUGGAGACAGAAAAUAUCUCAUUCACCCAGAGUGAAGGUAGAGACAUUUUACUGGGUGUGUGUAUGAAUGCUGCAUGCGAUAUACUGAAAUACAUCAGUGGACAUAUGAAACUUGAGGUAAAUGCUACAUACAGUCUGGAGAAAAAGACGCCGCUUAUGUUGGCAGAGACCAGGGACAGUGACUUCGUCAAUCAGAUUUUGUCUCUUUAUCCUGACCUAAAUGCAAGAGACAACAGGGGUAAAACUGUGUUGUGUUAUCUUUGUGAACGCGGCCUUACAUCAGCUGUGGAGCGUGCGAUUAACAUGGGAGUGGAAGUUAAUCAGCAACAUCGGUCAUUUCGGGAACACCCUCUGUAUCUUGCCGUACAGAAAAGGCCACUUUGA